Messenger RNA from Macrosiphum euphorbiae (potato aphid), 315 nucleotides. NCBI's taxonomy places the organism in Eukaryota, Metazoa, Arthropoda, Insecta, Hemiptera, Aphididae. The record is from the annotation of a GenBank genome assembly.
AUGAACACCAAAAACAAUUUUCAAUUUCGAAUUGAAAUCAUGGAAUGUAUGAAAAAAUAUUUAACACCAGCUAGUCAACCUCAAACCACUAAUCUAUCACCCUCCGCCAUUCCACAAUCACAAAGACCAUAUUAUCAAGUUCCGAAUGAAUUAUUAUACUCUUUACCACCGUAUCAAUAUCACAACACUAUGCCCCCACCACAGCUAGAUAUUUCAAGUCAAAAUCUACAACCAAAUUAUCUAAAUAUUUCAUUGCCGUCUAUAACACAAAAUGACCCCAAUGGCCAUACCAAUAAUAAUUAUAGUCUUGAAUAA